GAAAAAGGUUAUGUUCUUGCCGACAAGAUAACCCAAUUUUUAUCUUGAUACUUAAUAAUUUUGCAGUGAAUUGCAUCAUUAAUCCUUAUCCCAUUAGCAAGUCUGAAGAUGGUUGACGGUAAACCAAACGAGAGUACCACUAGCAAAGGAGCUUUAAAAAAGGAAGCAAAAAAGGCAGAGAAGGCAGCAAAGAAAGCAGAACACAAACAAGCUGCUGGUGAAAGUCAACAGAACGUUGCAGAGGAAGUUGACAUAUCAGUUGGAAAAUAUGGAAAUCUUCCCCUUAUUAGAUCAGAAACUAAGCACAAUGAGAGGAGUUUCACGCCAGUAAGUGACUUAAAUAAAUCUGUGUCUGGAAAAACUGUAUGGAUAAGAGCAAGGUUACAUACUUCAAGAUCAAGAGGAAAGCAAUGCUUUAUUGUUCUGAGACAAAAAGAAUUUACUGUGCAAGCCAUUUUAAAUGUCUCAAAUAUUGUUUCAAAAUCUAUGGUUAAAUUUUCAAGUGGGGUACCCAAAGAAAGUAUUGUCGAUGUAGAAGCCAAAGUAUCAGAAGUACCCAAUAACAUAGCAAGUUGCAGCCAACAGGAUGUGGAACUAGUUGUUUCACAGUUAUGGGUAGUGUCCUUGUCCGCUCCACAGCUUCCUUUGCAAAUAGAAGAUGCAGCCAGACCUGAAAAACCAGAGGAUGAAGAAGGUUUAAAUAUUCGGGUAAAUCAAGACACAAGGCUGGACAAUAGAAUUUUAGAUUUGAGAACACCAACUAACCAAGCAAUUUACCGGUUGGAAGGAGGCGUCUGUCGACUUUUUAGGGAAGCUCUUACUAAUAAAGGGUUUGUAGAAAUACAUACGCCAAAGAUCAUAUCUGCUGCUUCGGAAGGAGGUGCUAAUGUAUUUACCGUAAGUUAUUUUAAAGGAUCAGCUUAUUUGGCUCAGAGCCCUCAGUUGUACAAACAAAUGGCGAUAGCAGCAGAUUUUGAAAAAGUGUUUACUGUUGGUGCUGUAUUCCGAGCCGAAGAUUCGAACACGCAUAGACAUUUAACGGAAUUUACUGGUUUGGAUUUAGAAAUGGCGUUCCAUUAUCACUAUCAUGAAGUCAUGAUGACGAUCGGUAACAUGUUUACAGAAAUUUUUAAAGGUCUAAGAGAUCAAUUCAAAAAUGAAAUUUCCAUAAUAAAUCAACAAUAUCCAGCAGAACCAUUUGCCUUUUUGGACCCACCUCUUGUAUUAGAAUACAACGAAGGAAGAAAAAUGCUUGCUGAAGUAGGAGUUGAGGUGGGCGAAGAAGAAGAUUUGAGUACACCUUCAGAAAAAUUGUUGGGACGUUUAGUUAAAGCCAAAUACGAUACCGAUUUCUACAUUUUGGACAAAUUUCCUUUGGCUGUACGACCAUUUUAUACAAUGCCCGAUCCACAAAAUCCUAAAACUUCUAAUUCGUAUGAUAUGUUCAUGAGAGGUGAAGAAAUCCUUAGCGGAGCUCAGAGGAUUCACGAUCCGGUAUUUUUAACAGAAAGGGCAAAACAUCAUGGAAUAGAUAUAUCCACGAUUGCAGCUUACAUUGAUGCUUUUAAAUAUGGAUGCCCACCUCACGCUGGAGGAGGAAUUGGAUUGGAAAGGGUUGUAAUGUUGUAUUUGGGACUGGACAACAUUAGGAAAACUUCAAUGUUCCCACGUGAUCCAAAGCGCGUGACUCCCUAAGAUAGUUUUUAAUGCAUAUAUUUUAUAAAUAAAAAUGUAGAUAUGACGAA
This is a messenger RNA of Diabrotica balteata, 1745 nucleotides long. The record is from the annotation of a GenBank genome assembly. Lineage: Eukaryota; Metazoa; Arthropoda; Insecta; Coleoptera; Chrysomelidae.